Molecule: messenger RNA, 654 nt
Organism: Paramecium octaurelia
Lineage: Eukaryota; Ciliophora; Oligohymenophorea; Peniculida; Parameciidae
Source: the annotation of a GenBank genome assembly
AUGUUAUUCCUUUAAAAUACACCUGAAUCAAUUCCUUAUUCAUAGGACCAAAUCUCGAACUUUGUUUUCUGGCACAUAAGAUCGUCGAUGAAAUCAUAUAGGCAAUAUUAAAUACAAGUUGGAAUCAAUUAAAUGAUAAGGUUAAAAUAAUCAUUUAUGAAUUCUCGUAAUUUAAUGAUANAGACGAAGUAAUUUAACUAUAAUAAACAAUUAGUGGGCCAAAGCAAUAAUAUUUGAUGAAGAUUUAAAUGUGAUAACUCAUAAAAACUGCGCAGCUUCAAAAGAAGAGUUGGCUCCUUAUUUGAAGGCUUAUGAUGUAAGAGACAACACAAUAGGAGCUGGAUUCGUGCUACUGGGAGAACAUUAUGAAGUUCAUAGAUGGCAUCCUCCUUUGAUUUAUGGAAGAAGAGGUGAUGCAGAUGUAGGGGAAGGCAUUUCAUUGGCUAGAGUAAUAUGGAAUAGAUAAUUAUUGUUUAGGGAAUUUGCAAAAAACAUAAUGGUAAGAGAGUGUACUUGUUGAUAACAUACGAAUUGCCAAUAGUUAGUGCUAGGGCUGUUCCAUAAUAAAUUAAUUUUUAUAAUCAAUUUAUUGGUGAACUAGAAAAAUUUGAUAUAAAGUAAUAGUGAGAUAUGAAUAAUAUAAUAAGAUUAACA